Ichthyophthirius multifiliis is the source of this 1419-nucleotide messenger RNA. Its product is annotated as scp-like extracellular, putative. The record is from RefSeq and is a predicted model, not a curated record. NCBI's taxonomy places the organism in Eukaryota, Ciliophora, Oligohymenophorea, Hymenostomatida. The transcript has 4 exons.
AUGAAUUAUUUGCAUUAAGAAGUAUUUUAAGAAUUAAAUAAAUUACGUUAAAACCCAUCAUCCUAUAUAUACCAUUUAGAACAAAUGUUAUCUUAAUUUAAAGGAAAAAUCCUUUAUAGGCCAGGUGAGGAUGCAUUAGAAACAGAAGAAGGUUUAAUCCCAAUAUAUGAAUGUUUAAAUAUAUUAAAAUCAUAUAAACCUUUAUAACCAUUUGAAUGGGAUGAUAAUAUGUAUAAAGCAUGUUCUGAUCAUGCAAAUGAUAUUGGUUCAAAAGGGUUAAUUGAUCAUAUAGGAUCUGAUGGUUCUAAUUUUACAGAUAGAUUAGGAAGAUAUGGAGAUUGGAUAGGAAAAGUAGGUGAAGCAUUAGUUUUUGGAAAGAAAAAAGCAAUAGAUGUCGUACUGACUCUUUUGAUAGAUGAUGGAGUACCUAAUAGAGGACAUAGAAAUAAUAUAUUAGCCUAAUAAUAUUAGAAAAUAGGUAUAGCAAGUGCUUCUCAUAUAGAAUAUUAGGUAUGUUUAGUUAUUAAUUAUGCUACUGAAUAUACCUAACAUGGAGGAAAACUUAAUGGUAUUAUAUUAUUUGAUAAUACUCCGAAAUUUAAUGAAGAGGAAGAAAAUAAUAAUUUUAGUGAAUAAUAUAAUAAAGUUUAAACUUCUACAUUUUAACAAAAUAAUAAUUAAACUAAAUAAAAUGAAAAUAAUGUAUUUAAAAAUAUAAAUAUGUUAGAUUCAUUUAAUUAGUAAUAAGAAAUUCCAUUAGAUAUUUUAUCGAAAUAAGUUUACGAAGAAUUAAAUAAAGUAAGAUAAAACCCAUUAUCUUAUAUUCUUUAUUUAGAAAAUAUUAUAUAAUAUUUUGAUGAUCUUAUAUUAAAUAAACCAGGAGAAACUCCUGUUAAAACAAAUGAAGGAAAAUCUGCAGUUAUAGAAUGUAUAAAAUUUCUUAAAUAAUAAUAAAAAUUAUAACCAUUUGAAUAUGAUUAAUACUUGACUAUAGCUUCAUAAGAUCAUGCAAUUGAUAUAGGAUUAAACAAUUUAGUAGGUAAUAUUGGAUCUAAUGGAUUUAAAAUGAGUUAAAGAAUUGAGAAAUAUGGAGAAUGGUAAGGAAAAAUAGGUGAAAAUAUUGAAUUUGGAGCUAAAAGUGCAUAAGAAAUUAUUUCUAAUUUAUUAAUAGAUGAUGGUGUAUAAAGUAGAGGUCAUAGACUGAAUAUUUUUUCUUAUGAAUUUAGAAAAGUAGGUGUUGGUUGUGCUUUUCAUAGAUAAUUUUAGAUUGAUUCUGAAAAACCUGUGGGUACAGUUAAAACCAGUACUGAGAAAAAUAUUAAGGAAAUUAAUGGAAUAAAAUAUGUUUUUGAGAAAAAAGUAUAUACUCUUCAUAAUGGAACUUAAAAAGUAACAGAAAAUUAAUACAUUUUAAAUUGA